Messenger RNA from Aureobasidium namibiae CBS 147.97, 861 nucleotides. RefSeq lists its product as uncharacterized. The record is from RefSeq and is a predicted model, not a curated record. The transcript has 2 exons. Lineage: Eukaryota; Fungi; Ascomycota; Dothideomycetes; Dothideales; Saccotheciaceae. The annotation marks the transcript as partial.
GUUGGUUACAUAUUCGCCAUGCUUGACGUUAGCAGCCACAAGGAGAUCACUCUUCCGGGGGUCGAGAAAAGACUGGGACGCAAAGUAUACUGGUUCGAGCGACGUCUAAACCUCACCGAAGCAGAGCGACAAAGCGUCUGGAAGGAUCUAUACGAGCUCUCAGAAAACCUAUGGUGGGUCGAGGUGGACUUGACGAACGAAAAGGAAAAGGUGCACGGGUACACAAUUGGCUGCAGAGGUUCAAUCGAGAUACAUUUGAACAAGCAGGACACCGACUGCGCAUGUAGAGAAGUCCAAUGCGCUGAAGACGCCGUCGAGUGGCAACCUGGCUCUAAUGAAUCCUCUGCACGGCUGAGAGUGAUGUUCAAUCUUGCUACCACACUGGUUCACGAAGUCUUGCACGCACUGUGGCGCAACUUCGAACCUUAUUACAUGGACACGAGAGCUGCAGAGCUGGGCUUCCAGUGGGAGCAACUCCUGUACUCGGGCCAGAUCGAUAACCCUACAUCCGACAGAGGCAGUCCCUAUAUUUUGGAAAUCAACAAUUGGCCACCUCCUAACAGCGACGACGACGAGUAUGAGAAGUUCCUCAUGAGUCACAAGAAAUGGGGCUCGAGCGAUGUCCAUCAAGACUUUGCAGUCGAGAUGAGUUUCGUUCAAGGUGUGUUCACGCAUGAGUUUUGGGAGGAAGUCGACCGAUACGGAAUCUCCAAUUUCCGGCCUGCAAGAAUGCUGGGUGUUCGUACCACUGUUGCUUCCAAGUAUCGGGACGCCGAGAGCCCAACUAUCAGGGGACUUGCUGAUGGUAAACCUCCAAGUCCCGAUGACGCGGAUCCUAAGGGAGUCAUCGACCGGCAUUGA